AUGGCGUCCUUACCAGUUCGAAAGAAUGUCACUUUAUCUAAAAGUACUCGUCAGCCGCAAUCAGCUCUUCAGAUUUUGCUCCAAAUGGGUUUUCCGAAGCAUAGGGCUGAAAAAGCAUUAGCUGCUACUGGUGACAGAGGAGUUCAGCUUGCUACAGACUGGCUGCUUGCACAUUAUAAUGAUACUACGCUGGAUGAUAGCACACCUAGAGAGUACAUUCUGUAUCUGUGUCCGACUGGAGAUCUGCUUGAUCACCUACGUCAGUUCUUCGCCAAAUCUAAAGCCCAAUGUGGUAGGAAUGGAGCUCACAAUUACAUUCCCCACAUUACUCUGUGUUCUUUCUUUCAGGCUCCAGAUGACAGUGUUCCUCAUUUAGUACAUGCACUAAAACAUGUCAUACAGAAAUUGCAGUCAGAAUUACCAGAACAAAUUAGACUAGAGCAUUAUACAUCUACUACAUUUCUUGGACUCUUUGUGUCGGAAGAACAUAAUGACAUUCUGAAGAGAUUAGCUGUUCACUUCAUGAGGGAAGUCUCUGAAUACAGUAUUCAAGUCGAGCCCUAUCUGAAAGCUCUACACAUAACCUUGGCGUAUCAGUUCCAACAGGAUCACUACAAGGAAUUAGAAGAGCUCACACGUACUAUUGACACUAGUGCCUCUGUAGUGUGGGAGCUACGACUUUAUUCACGAGACACUAGAAUAAAAGGAAAUGAGGUUCACAGGGUACUGUACUCCCACUCUCCAGUUGAACCUGAUGAGCUGGAGCUACAUGCAGGUGACUUUGUAUACGUAAAUGGAGACCAACUAAAUAACACUCUAGAUGGUUGGGUAGAAGGAACAUCAUGGUUAACUGGUUGUUCUGGAGUUCUUCCAAAGAACCAUAUAGAAAGAGCAGCUGAAUCUGAUGCUUGGACAUUGCAUAGAUCGGUACCAGUAUUAAGAAACAUUCAACUGGAUGAACUUGAUGAUAGUUACAUCACUCGAAGGCUUCCUAUUCCAUUUUUAAAUGAAUCACCUUCCCCCAGGAUUUCUAGCCAGGAAAAAGGUGACUCCCAACCUGAUAGUCUUGCUUGUUCUCAUAACCAGAGGGAAUCUCUGUAUGAAAAUGUAGACGUGCGUUCUCCAAAAGCAAGCAAAUCAAAAAAGGAAAUAUCCAGAGUGCCGAUAAAAAAAGAAGGUCCUCGUCAACUUUUUAUCAUACGCCAUGCAGAAAGAGUCGACUUCACAUUUGGAGCAUGGAUAUCUGUUUGCUUUGAUAGCUCAGGUAUACAUAUACAAAUAUCUGAUGUUUUAAUAAUGCUAGAUGUUGUAUUUUGUGAAGCUUUGAGAGAUGCUGGAAUUAAUUUUGUAUUAGCCUACAGCUCUCCGUCCCUUCGAUGUGUUCAAACUUGUACAAAUAUUCUUAGAGCUUUAGGUCAGGAUGACAUUCCUAUUCGGGUUGAGCCAGGGCUUUUUGAAUGGCUAGCCUGGUAUCAAGACAGUAUGCCUGCAUGGAUGACUCCUCAAGAAAUGCUUGAGUAUGGGUUUAAUAUCGAUCUUAAUUACAACCCGUUGAUAACGACUGCCGAACUGUGGGAGAAAAAGGAGUCCAGUGAACAGUACUAUAUCAGGAGCUUUUAUAUAACACAAACACUUUUGAAGAGGGCUUCUAGAAAUAUAGGAAACAUACUCUUCACUGGUCAUGCAGCAACUUUGGAUACCUGUUCUCGGCAGCUGGUGGGUCAUUCACCUAGAAAUGCCAAUGACCUUGUUCACCUUGUCCACAAGAUUCCUUACUGUGCUGUAGUUACUGUGGAAGAGAGUAGUGAAGGCAAGUGGACACUGGUCAGCCCUCCUCUUCUACCACUGACUCACACUGGAAACAUUCGCUUUGACUGGAAACAUCUUUUAUGAAGUGUUUACUCAUUUUUCUUUAAUAUUUUGAAAUAGGCUGAAGAAAAGGAAACUUAGACUGUUGUACUUCAAUACAAGCAGGUGUUCCUAUUCCUCCAGACAGUACUUCCUUUUCUGCAUAAAAGCAGAAAGUGAAAUUUUGGGUUAUCAAAAUGUUGGUGUUCGACGCAGAAAUAUGAUCUACUGACUUAUUAUUCAAAAGUUAGUGAAAGGCAUAAUUAGUGCUGACCAUAUGUGGUCACCUGGAAGUUAUGAUUAGGGUUGGCAAAGAUGUGUGGUUAUCCAUUACUUGAAAAAUGUUAACAAGAAAUUACGUUAUAAUUUAUUCAACAUCUUCAGUUGUACGGAAACGUUUAUUAUAUUUAUAGUAUCUGUUACUGUCCAUUAUGGAGAAACCUUGGUUAGAACUGACAGUGUGAAGACAGAUUUCUUUAUGUAUAUGGGUUUAUUACAUGAUUUCUAAGGUUGACAGUAUAUGGAAGCAGCAUAUUUACAAUUGACAGUGUUAUUUCUCUAUGGUUAUCCAGUACUUGGAAGCCAAGAUGGUUUUUGACAGUAUGCUGCAUGUGAUUGACAAAUAUUUGGAAGCAUGAAUUUAAAGUUGACAGUAUUAAUUUUUUCUUUAUUCAGUUUUUAGAAACCAAGGUAAAAAUUGCAUAAAAAUUAGAAGCCAAGAUAAGGAUUAGAUGACAUUAUGAUCUCUAUGGUAACCCAUAAAUUAGAAUCCAUGGUAUGGGUUUACUUUAUGGUCUCUUGGUUGCCCAACAUUUGAAAGCUAAGAUAAAAAGUUGACAGUAUGAUCUCUUUGAUAACCCAGAAAUUGAAAACCAAGGUAGGUAUUGACAGCAGAGUCACUGUGGUUAGCCUGCAUUGAAAGCCAGAUGCAUUGGUUAACAAUAUGAUCUCUGUGGUUCUUCAGUAUUUAGAAGUUGUUGUAAGGGUUGACAAUAUGAUCUCUAUGCUUGCCCAUUAUUUCAAAGCCGUGAUUAUAUUAUAUUUUCUGUAUUCUCCAUUUGUUUCAAAGCAAUAAUCAAGGCUAUCAGUGAUUGUGAAAGCUACGAGUAAGAUUGUUAGUGUUUGUGGACAUAUGUUGUGUAAAAAUUGUGAUGAGGGUUAAUUUGUGUGUGUGUAUGUUACGCAUGUUGUAGAUUUGAGUACAAUUUUUGUUUCACAUUGUGUUUCUCAUUAUUCAUAAGUUAUAUGAAGAUACGUGCUCAUUGUUUACAAGAUAUGAAAAGGGUUUAUUACACAUUGCCUAUCAGAUGUGGAAAAUCAUUUUAAGCUCUUAUUGUUUUGCACUGUGCAUGUAUGUACCGUUUAGUCUGUGGUUGUUUGUCCUCCUGUCGGACGGCAGUAAGUUUACGGACUUACAAUGCCAAACUCCAGGAUUAAAUUCCCCACUGUGAACACAGCAGAUGGCCCAAUGUAGUUUUGAUCUAAAGCAAACAAACUGUGGUAGUGUUGCCAGAAAACAGCCAUUUAUCUUUCUAAACACAUCAACUAGUGUUGUAGCGUAAAGAAAUAGUAAAAACAAUCACACUUUUACUUUGUAACUGAAUACAUGCAAAUUAAUUAGCACAGUUUUGACAAUUGAGAUGAAAGUAUAUCAUCGUGUAGCCUGUUACUUGUAUGUUUCAUUAUGGAAAUAGUAAGUUGGAGAAUGGUGGUAAAAUAUUGGAAACAAAGCUUUUGAAAUAUACCUUGUAUUUUUUGGGAUAACAUUUGCUGAUCUUCUUUGAUGCAUAUGUUAUGUUUCAAAUAAAACAAAGUAUGUAAUCUAAGCUAGUUAUAGAAGAAUGCUUCAACUAUAAACAUACUCGGUAUAGUGUCAGCUUUUGCCAUGGCCUAACGAGAAGCGAGUUGAAAUUACACUUUUAGGACAUAUUUUUUCUCUGGAAGUUGUUGGAAAGUCUAUGAAACUUAUUGAGAUAAUAUUUUAUUAACUCACAUUACUGGUGUACUGGGCAUGGUUAAACCUAUGUAAGAUCUAUCAGUGCUUAAUGGGAACAUGUUUUCCCCCAUUUUCAUUUUUAGCUGAUUUUUUAAAAACAAGUAAUAGCAAAAUGUAAUUGUUUGUGAAUUGAUGGUUUUACACCUAAUAAUCAAUGUACGAGUUUUUUAUUUUACUGGAAAGGUUUGCUUGAUUUCCAUCUUUUUUUGUGUGAAUGUGUUUUUUAAACCAUACAUCCAGUAAGUAAACAUUCAUUUGGUUAUUACUGCCAUUGGUAGAACAUGUAGUAAAAGUUUGUCUCUUUGUGGCAUGUGUGUUGGUAACAUGAACUAAUUUAAUAAUCAUACGCUACAGGAGUUUAUAAAAAUAAAUGUCAUUUAUUCACUUUGAAAAGUCUUGGAGCUGUUUCUGGUUAAUAUUUAUAUAGUGAAGAUGAUAGGUUUUCUUUAAAACAAAGCUUCAGGAAAAACCUUAUAAGAAAAAUAUUGCAAGACUCAAAUUCUCAUCAACUGUGGUAGAACAGAAUAAAAGUUUUAAUCUAAUAAAUAUGACGUAGAAGUUAAAAUCAGCUUAUAAUAUUAUCAGUUAUAAUGACUAGGUUUCAUGUUACAUAACAUGGUGCUCCAAUUACCACUUUAGUUUCUAGAUAAGCCAAACAACAACUUAAGCAUACGUGCACUUUCAGUAGAUAAAAACUUAAGCUAAUAGCUUUACUGCACUUUCAUUGCUGUGGCAAUUAUAUAUCUAAAUACAGGAAUAUGUAGAAUGAUGUACAAGACACUGAUCAGCCUUUCUACAUUAUCCACAUUUCCUUCUUCAAGACUGGAAACUGUGUUCAGAUGAAAUAUUCUUUUGAAAGGUGAAAUGUCUGAUGAAAAAAUUUAAAACAUGUAAUAGCAGGAGUUUGGUAAGAUAAGUUUCUUUAUUUGGGUAGUUAAAUUUUAUUUUUGGAGUCUUGUGGUUUUCGGGUAAUACAGAAAAAAUAAUGACUAAACUAGGGACCCAGGUUUUUCUGUUACAUUUUUGGUAGGUUCUUGUUUCACUUGCAUGUCUGGUACCCAAAUUCUGUUAUGAUUAUCAGUCUUGCCUGGUGUCAUUCUGUACAUAGUUUAUGGUAUUUAAUCAAUAUAUAACUUUUUAUUAUUAUCUAAUUGCUUAGCCUCAGUUCAUGGUUAUUAAAAAAACUUUUAUAUCAUUUGUAUUAUUUAUAUAAUUUAACUAUGUUUUAUGUAUUGUAUCCUGUUAAUCUUUUAAAUGUGAGACUUAGGGUGUUUAUUUUCAUAGUAUAUUGUGUCAGACAGUCAACAUUGUUAAAUUUUUAGUUCAUGUAAUGACUUUAGAAUCUUAUAAUUCAUGUGUUUUCUUCUUAUGCCUUAAAGAAUAAAAUAGAAAACUAGAUGGCUUUGAGUUACACUUGACAAAACAGAAACAAUGAAUUGAGAUUUAGUUGAAAAGCAGAAAUUGGAAAAUCUACUAUAGCAUACCAAAAAAGAACUUUUGAACACAAGAAAUUCAGGUGUAGUGAUGUAUUAGUUCAGAUACAGAAUGUAUUGUAUUUUGUUCAG
This is a messenger RNA of Limulus polyphemus (Atlantic horseshoe crab), 5409 nucleotides long. Its product is annotated as protein UBASH3A homolog. NCBI's taxonomy places the organism in Eukaryota, Metazoa, Arthropoda, Merostomata, Xiphosura, Limulidae. Bases 1 to 1893 code for a protein of 630 amino acids. Gene Ontology annotation, molecular function: protein binding. The record is from RefSeq and is a predicted model, not a curated record. The transcript has 11 exons.